CCGUGUGCAGCGGGUGAGGCCCGCGUGACGCCGGCGGCGCGUGCGCCGGGAGGGGCAGCAACCGGGCUCUCGGAGUCACUUGGAGCUGCCUACCGGGCCGUGCCGCCGCUUCGCGGCCAUGAUCCGGAACGGGCGCGGGGCGGCGGGUGGCGUCGAGCAGCCGGGCCCGGGGGGCAGGCGCCCCGUGCGGGUGUGGUGCGACGGCUGCUAUGACAUGGUGCAUUACGGCCACUCCAACCAGCUGCGCCAGGCACGGGCUAUGGGCGACUACCUCAUCGUGGGUGUGCACACUGAUGAGGAGAUUUCCAAGCACAAGGGGCCCCCAGUGUUCACUCAGGAAGAGAGGUAUAAGAUGGUGCAGGCCAUCAAGUGGGUAGAUGAGGUGGUUCCCGCAGCUCCCUACGUCACCACACUGGAGACGCUGGACAAGUACAACUGUGACUUCUGUGUUCAUGGCAAUGACAUCACCCUAACUGUAGAUGGCCGGGACACCUAUGAGGAAGUGAAGCAGGCUGGGAGGUACAGAGAGUGCAAGCGCACACAAGGUGUGUCAACCACAGACCUGGUGGGCCGCAUGCUGCUAGUGACCAAGGCCCACCACAGCAGCCAGGAGCUGACCUCUGAGUACCGGGAGUAUGCAGACAAUUUUGGCAAGUGCCCUGGGGGACGGAACCCCUGGACAGGGGUGUCCCAGUUUUUGCAGACGUCACAGAAGAUCAUUCAGUUUGCUUCUGGGAAGGAGCCACAGCCAGGGGAGACGGUCAUCUAUGUGGCCGGCGCCUUUGACCUGUUUCACAUUGGGCAUGUGGACUUCCUGGAGAAGGUGCACAGGCUGGCGGACAGGCCCUAUGUCAUCGCUGGCUUGCACUUUGACCAGGAGGUGAAUCGCUACAAGGGGAAGAACUACCCCAUCAUGAACCUGCACGAACGGACCCUGAGUGUGCUGGCCUGCCGGUAUGUGUCGGAAGUGGUGAUCGGGGCCCCAUACGCAGUCACAGGAGAGCUCCUGAGCCAUUUCAAGGUGGACUUGGUAUGCCAUGGAAAGACAGAAAUCGUGCCUGACAGGGAUGGCUCUGAUCCGUACCAGGAGCCCAAGAAAAGAGGCAUCUUCCAUCAGAUAGACAGUGGCAAUGACCUCACCACGGAUCUAAUUGUCCAGAGGAUUAUCAAGAACAGGUUAGAGUACGAGGCGAGAAAUCAGAAGAAAGAAGCCAAGGAGCUGGCCUUCCUGGAGGCCAUGAGGCAGCAGGAGGCACAGCCCUCAGAGGAGAACCACAGCAACUUCUGAUCUAAGGGCAGUCAUGGAGCGCCCCCCCGACCAGCCCACCCUCCCCUGCCCUUCUUUUGUGUAUUGGGGUUUAGCUCUCACCAUUCUUCAGGAAAUCACAGUGCUGCCCUCUUUGGGUGGUCUGGCUUGCAGGUGGAGGGGGCCUGGCAGGGACUCAGCCUCCCACCUGCCUGCAAGGUGCCUGUUUUAUAGCAGGCUAUCAGCCCUCACCUCUAAGCUGCCCAGAGAGGGCAUUCAGCAAGGGGAGCAUCCCAGCAGGCAGGAUGAGCACAGGUGGCCUGCACAUCUGGUGGCUUCCAUCCUGUUUUAACCGCCCCUCCCCUGCCCAGCCCCAGGAAUCUCCCUCAGGCUACAUAUACCCUUCUGCCAGGGCAGGAGGCCAUACUGCCAGCCCACCCAGCUUUGGUGGGAAGUCCAGUGGAGAUGGUUUCAGGGAGCAGUGAUGGGGGGGGCCUUUCCUUGGGGUACAGCCCAUACUACCUCCCAAGGGGGUACCCUCUGCCCUGUGGCUUGUCCCACCCACCAUGGGGAACACCCCACCCCCACCCAGCUUUGCUGCUCUCCACACAGACCACUCUGUUGUGUACCUAACAGUUGCUGUAUCUCUCCAGUAUAGUGGUUCUCAACCUUCCUAAUGCCGCGGCCCUUUAAUAUAGUUAUGGGUCAUGACCCACAGGUUGAGAAGUGCUGCUCCAGUACAAUGAAUAAAGCCUGACAGGCCAUGCUGGAAAGGA
Nycticebus coucang (slow loris) is the source of this 2022-nucleotide messenger RNA. RefSeq names its product phosphate cytidylyltransferase 2, ethanolamine (gene PCYT2). NCBI's taxonomy places the organism in Eukaryota, Metazoa, Chordata, Mammalia, Primates, Lorisidae. Gene Ontology annotation, cellular component: cytoplasm. The record is from RefSeq and is a predicted model, not a curated record. Gene Ontology annotation, biological process: phosphatidylethanolamine biosynthetic process. Bases 119 to 1288 code for a protein of 389 amino acids. Gene Ontology annotation, molecular function: ethanolamine-phosphate cytidylyltransferase activity. The transcript is spliced from 13 exons.